AUGGCGCUGGUGUACAUGUUUCUGGUCUCUAGCGGGCUCUUGAUGGUUGUUCAUUGUCAAAACCAAGACUCAGUUAUUGCAUUCCAGACCAUCAGUAGUUGUAAAAACGGGUCAAAUCCCAGCGAUAUAGUAGAGUAUUUUAAUGCUGCUACUUUAUCUUGUGUGAAAUGUGGAGCAAACUUCACUGUUCAACAAAAGAGCGCAGACGGUUUGGCGUGUGUAUGCAAAGAAGGGUAUCGUUAUGUGAGCAAUUUUGGAGGCAGUCAAGUUAUGUGCGAGCGUUGUCCAGGGGCUGUGUCUGAUGAUGGAUGGGAAUGUGUUUCCUGUGCAGCAAGUGCCAACAGCACCAGUACAGGACAGUGCAGUGUUUGUCCCUCGGACGCAGUCUCAGCACUGCGACAGCUGAAUGGCAAUUACGUCAGCGGCACAUCGCCACCUGAGGUCACAUGUUUGACUUGCAAUGCAAGUACCCAGCCAAAUGCUAAGGGUGAUCGGUGUGAGCGGUGCAGUGUAACACUAAGCAUAAGAAACGCAACAUGCUCGUGUACCUCAACAGAGUCCAAGGCAAAAGGAAUUUGUUUCUCAACAUCCAGCACAGGCGGUGAGGCACCAGUUUUGCCGCCUGAUUCCCCAUCUCUGUAUGCCAUUCCGUUAGUGAAUGGCAAUACAUUUCAAGGUUCCGACUAUUUAAUACAGAAUGUACGAGGAGAUUACGCUUUAUGUCGUACUUACAAGAGUGUGACUGCCUGCCAGUCACUGGCCAAUAUGUGUGUGCUGUUUUGGUACCGAGGGAUGGACACUGCUGCAGCGACCAAUCCUACCCCCUGUUCUUUGUUUCAACAGAUUAGCGGACCGGAUUUCGUAUCCCUAAAACCGCCAAUAAUUGUCACCGUGGAUGCUGACAAUGAAAUCGUCAACGAUGAACUGAAAACACAGUGGACUGUUGACCCCAUAAUGAGAUUUCCCUUCCGUGUCGGACAGUUCUCACUGGAGGGAGAGUUUGAAGGCUACAAGGACAUCACCGGAGGACUUCUGCAGCUCUGCAAAGCUGAAGACAAUGUACUGGAUGCUGCCUACAAUUUCGGCACCUACUACAGCCAGUCUUGUUCUAUCUCUGCCACCUCAUUGCGGGAUCCAGCCAAAUACCCUCUCAAAUUUUUUGAAGUUUACCUGGAAUACACAGGUGCUAGCGGCAGUAAAAACAUCUAUAGGAUUCCAGUCAAGAUUCUCAAUUUUAUCGAUUCCAGAGGAACCAGAGUCAAUCAGCAAACCUUACGGGACUGGAAGCUGACACGCAGAUUUUUUCUAGUUGACAGUCUGUCAACAAGGUCUGGGUCUGAUAAAGAUGCUGCUUACGUCAGAUACGCCAAGAACAUCAAGCUGGUGGUUCAGCUGCAGGAGGGAUCGGCUGACGGACAUAUCAACAUCCCGUAUUUUGAGAUAGAGUAUGAUGAUGUGUCAAAGGAUUUGGCACUGAGCGGGACUAAAGUCCAAGUCUCCUUUAGCGUAUCCUAUUCUAUGAGUCAGAGCACAUAUGUCAGAAACUUCCAGAUUGCGACGGGCACUCUCAGCAGUCUGUCAGUUUUGUACGCAGGAUAUCGAACGUACGUCUGGAGCAAACGAGCUGGCCGUCUCACCAUUGAUUUCCCGACACUGAUCAAUUUCAUAUUCUACCUGUGUGGCGCCCUCUCUAAUUGUUUUUUCGUGAUUGUGUUUGGGGUGGCCUUCUAUUUUUUCAUAUUUUACAAGCGGCAGAAUAUUUAUUUCCUGGCACACCCUGAAGGACAGGCCUUCGAGGAGUGGUUGGCCUUGUUUGGUGCUGCAUUUGCUUUGAAAGCUCUGGCCCUUCUGCACAUGAUUGUGAUGCAGAGCUCAGCCGACAUUUUUCUCAUCGACUGGGAACGUCCAGCGGGUCAGUCUGAACUGAUAGGAGACUCAGAGAAACAGCCUGUCAAGAAAGUGGGUGGCUCUGUCUCCAUCUGGAGAACUUACUUUGUUGCCAAUGAAUGGAAUGAGAUACAGACAAAAAGAAAGAUCAACAGAGUGUUCCAGAUUUUUGCAGUGCUGUUUUUCCUGGUGGUUGUUGGUUUCGAGGACACAACAACGAAAGAUCCUGACGGAACGGUCAACAAGGGUCCAGAUGUUUACAUGAGUGCCCAGAGUCCAGUCUAUAGAAUGGCCUUGGCUUCUCUAGUGUAUUUGCUUGUUGCUGUUGUUCAAGCCAUCUUCUUUGUGUUUGUGUACGAACGAUUUAUUUCCGAUGACAUCCGAGAAUUUGUUGACCUCUGCUCGAUGAGCAAUGUCAGCGUAUUUAUCAUGGCUCAUGCAGAGUUUGGGUACUACAUCCAUGGCCGCUCAGUUCAUGGUCGUUCAGACGUCAAUUUGAAAGAGAUGUUUGAAAUGCUGAGUCGAGAAGAGAAAGAUCUAGUUGGCCAGAGGGGUUUGGUUCCCAACACGGAGCAGCAGACUUUCUCAAUGGCCUUGCCGAAACGAUUGCGCCAGAAGUAUGAAACAGUGUACAUGCCUGUCCAGUUGGAGACUGCCUCAGCUGCCAGUCGGGGAGGACCUGGCAGGGGUCGAGAGAAGAGCAUCGAGGCUUAUGGGAUUCUCAACAAAUUCUUGUGUGCAUUCAUUGAUCAUUCCUUGAGGGAUAUUGAUUACGUUGUGAAGGAGAGGAGUUUCAUAGAAAAGAUCUUGGACACCGAGUUCUUGGAGCUAACAGAUAAAGGAAUCUUCUAUAACGAUAACGGCCACUCAUUUGACAACGUGCUCUUCUAUGGCAACGAAUUUAUGCUGAUCAUCUUUGACACGUUGCUUUUUUGCAUCGUUGAUUUAAUAUUCAUGGAUUACGUCCUGGCCGGUGUUGUCACCUACAUCAUUACGCAGGUGAUAUGUUGGAUCCGUGAUAUGACGGGCAGGAAGAACCUGGUCAAGAAGACUCUUGUAGAUGAAAGAUUUUUGAUAUAA
Messenger RNA from Candidula unifasciata, 2967 nucleotides. NCBI's taxonomy places the organism in Eukaryota, Metazoa, Mollusca, Gastropoda, Stylommatophora, Geomitridae. The record is from the annotation of a GenBank genome assembly.